CUAGUUUCUAUCUAGUUCAUGUACAGUGUGGAUUGAAGGACUGGGAGAUAUCUGUUCAUCUGUUUCUGAUUUGCCAUCUGCUGCGGUAGAUCAGGCCUUCGAUUCAAUCCGACUUCCUAUCCUAUUGAAGAGAUCGUCUAGUUGUGACCACCGCAGGAAGGGCUUUGUUUCCCCCGCUUUUCACUGGUCCAUCUACCUACAUCCCUACCCAGCUGGAGUCGACAUACCAAUCUCUCUCCGGUCUCUGUUCAACGUCCCUGAAUACAUAAUCGCAGAUAUAAUUGAACAUAAAGAACAAAAUGGGUUUCUUCACCGGCUUCUUCAGCGGCUUCGCCCUCACCACCUCCGUCCUCUACAUCAGUCUCCAAGUCCACAAAGCCAACCGACUGGAACAACGCAACCUGAUCCGCGAACAAACCCGGGCACUGAACUGGCUAGCCUCGUCGACCGGCGCGUACGAUCGACGCUUACUGCCGAGUGAUGCGGAGCAAGAGGAAAUGAAGAAAUUGCGGGGGUCGAAACCGGUCAUGAAGGAUUUCUUGAAGCAGCGGUGGAAUCAGGAGGUGGAGACGUUGGCGCGCAAGGCGUAUGAAAGUCGGUGGGAGGAUGCGAGGGAUACGGCGGUGGAGGGGUGGAAGACCGUGGUGAGGUUGGUGAAGAGGGAGUAGCUAGGACUAGGAGCCUAGGAUUUGUUUUGUUCAUUUGUGUGGUUUUGUGUUGGUUAUAUAUGUGAUUGAAGGGGGGGGAGGGGAGUGGUGUGGUGUGGAAUACGUUUUCAGAUACCCUUAGUUUAGUUUUAUGAAAUAGCGGUAAUGCUAUGCUUGAUUCUCU
Molecule: messenger RNA, 831 nt
Organism: Aspergillus ibericus CBS 121593
Lineage: Eukaryota; Fungi; Ascomycota; Eurotiomycetes; Eurotiales; Aspergillaceae
Product: MICOS complex subunit Mic12 family protein
Exons: 2
Coding region: 300-668 (122 amino acids)
Biological process (GO): cristae formation
Cellular component (GO): MICOS complex; mitochondrial crista junction
Source: RefSeq, a predicted model, not a curated record